UCCGUAUUCACCUUUCUUUUGAUCUUUUUGUAGACAUUAUUGUUAUUGACUGCAAAUGUCUCAGUAUUUUUGCUCAGUGGAAUGUGGCUUGACAGAUUAAUUAUAUGUUAUCAGGCAAUUGAAGAGCAGCUAAAGAUAUGUGGCCACCAGAGGGAUGCUGAUGUCUUUGAGCUGUUUCUUUCUCAAAAGGAGCUGACAGAGGUCAUUGAUCUUUCUAGGUUUAAAAAAUUAAAAUACUUAUGGCUACAUCAUAACAAGCUCCAUGGAAUAACAUUUCUAACCAGAAACUAUUGUCUGGCAGAGCUAUAUCUAAACAACAAUGCAAUAUUUGAUAUAGAAGGUCUGCACUAUUUGCCUUCAUUGCAUAUACUCCUGCUACAUCACAAUGAGUUAAUAAACCUUGACGCAACAGUAAAAGAAUUAAAGGGAAUGCUAAAUCUGAAGACCCUAACUCUCUACCAAAACCCUUUAUGCCAGUAUAACCUGUACCGUCUAUAUAUAAUCUACUACCUUCCAGGAGUCGAGUUGCUUGACCGAAAUCAAGUUACAGAAAAGGAAAGGAGGUCAAUGAUUACGCUUUUUAACCAUAAAAAGGCUCAUAUUGUUCAAUCAAUAGCAUUCAGAGGAAAAGUAGAUGCCUCAUGGGACCCUCGAUCACCAUUUAAGCAAAAACCAGCGCAGAGAGUACCUUCAGACUUUGCAUUUGCAAAUAAUGUAGACAAAACUAUGUUUGACGACCCAGAAGAUGCUGUUUUUGUAAGGUCCAUGAGGCGAUCAGCAAUGGCUAUCACCUCUCUGAACUGGGACACAGUGCCAACACAAGAGGAAAAAUACCUUGAAGAGAAAGACACAGGACCUGCCCAAAUGCUUACAAUCACACUGAGAUAGCCCCUGGGGUUUCUAGAAAUCUUAGCAGCUUUCAGUUAUAUAUUAAACUUUUCUCUGAUUAGCAUAUUCUUUAUUAACUGUGGUGUUAUUUGAAACAUUAGGAUGUAAACAAACACCAAGGAAAAAUAAUUCCUACAUUUUCUCUUAAGUUUCUUUUGAAGUUAAACAUGGAUAUAGAAAUAUAUGCAAAUCAUUUUAACAAAUUUUCCCAAAAAAUGAACACAUACAUGUAAGGAUCAUCAUAGAUCAAGAAAUAGAACAUUACCAGUACUCUAGAAACCUCCUCAUUCCUGUUACCAGUCCAAUGCCCAGUUACUACAUAAUCCUGAUUUCUAAACCAUGUAUUGUGUUUCUAAGCACAUAUGUUAGAUAUUAAUAUACAUUAAUAUGGUUUCUAAACCAUAUAUUUAUGUUUUCGAAAGGCAUAUAAAUGGAAUCAUAGAAGCUGAAUUAUUUUUUCUGGCUUCUUUUACUCAACAUUGUAAAAUGGACCCAUGUUGUUGUCAGUAGCAAUAAUUCUGUCGUGCUCAUUGAUAUAUAUAUAGUAUUCCAUUGUAUGACGAUGACACAAGGUAUGACUUUCACUCUCACCUUUGGAGGCAUUUAUCAGUUCUGGGUGUGAGCUUAUGAUAUGUGGUUGGCCUAUCCAGAAGCACUCUGUAAAAGGGAAGCAAAAACAGAAAACUUUUCAGCAGUUGCCUGGUGCUGCGACACAAAACUGGACACGUAAGGUAACUCAAAAUAUAUUGCUGAUCUUCUCCAGCUAAGCUCAAGAGCUAGAUAAAAGCUUAUAAAAAGCAGAGCAACAUGUCCCCUUAUCUGAUGGUGCCUAGACAUUAUCACACUGUACCACAGACACACUGUAGAAGUGGGGCUGAAAUCAAAAGCAAGAGAUGAAAACCCGAGCGGGUGUAGUGAACAGUCGCCAAGAAUCUGUGACCUCCUUUUACCUCUGGGCACAUAGGAUUCUGUGCACAGCUAGAAUCUGCAGUCUGGUAUGGUGGCUGGCAGAAGGUUACAGCUGAGGCAAAGAAAAAGAGAGUUUCAUGAAUGGCUGAUAUAAAGGCAAAAAUGACAGCAUGUGGCUUCCAAGAGUACUUCACAGAAAUAAUCAAAAUGUUCUCUUCCUCUCUCCUUCUCAUUUAACCCGCAGGAAGCCAGCUGUCAUGUCAUGACACUUACGCAGUCCUCUGGAGAGACCGAUGUGGUGAAGAACUGAAACCUACUUCCAGAAGAAAGUAAGGAACUAAGUCCUCUGCUGACAACUGUGAGUUACAGUUCUUCCUCCAGACCCAGUUAAUCACCUUGCAAGUGGGUCUUCCAGAUCCAAUUUAAAACCCUCGGAGGACUGCAACUCUGGUUGAAAGCUUCAUAACACCCCCCUGAGAAACUCCAAGCCAGAACCACACCAUCAAGCUGCUUCUAUUUUUGGCCUGCAGGAACUUCAUGAGAUAAUGCUUACUGAAGCUUCAAGCUGAUAAACUUUGGGAUAAUUUGCUAUAUAGUAAUAGAUAAUUAAUACAAUGUGUG
Molecule: messenger RNA, 2418 nt
Organism: Capra hircus (goat)
Lineage: Eukaryota; Metazoa; Chordata; Mammalia; Artiodactyla; Bovidae
Gene: LRRC72
Product: leucine rich repeat containing 72
Exons: 8
Coding region: 82-888 (268 amino acids)
Molecular function (GO): protein binding
Source: RefSeq, a predicted model, not a curated record